Gongylonema pulchrum is the source of this 225-nucleotide messenger RNA. The record is from the annotation of a GenBank genome assembly. NCBI's taxonomy places the organism in Eukaryota, Metazoa, Nematoda, Chromadorea, Rhabditida, Gongylonematidae.
AUGCUCAAAGUAAUACUUCAAGUUUCACCACCGUUGCUUUACUCACUUACGUUUAGCGCGCAGCAGAGGCCAUGCACGCCGAAUUCCUCCUCGUCUUCAUCUUCUGCUGGCCGUCCAACGGCGCGGACCGCACGAGCUUCGGAUGUCGUUUUUUCCGAGUCGUUCCUGUUCCACGUUACGCCGCAGAUGCUCGAUAGGUGUCAUAUUGUAAUCGAGGCUUGUUAA